This is a messenger RNA of Nymphaea colorata (pocket water lily), 2933 nucleotides long. RefSeq lists its product as uncharacterized. The record is from RefSeq and is a predicted model, not a curated record. The transcript has a single exon. Bases 659 to 2605 code for a protein of 648 amino acids. NCBI's taxonomy places the organism in Eukaryota, Viridiplantae, Streptophyta, Magnoliopsida, Nymphaeales, Nymphaeaceae.
UGAACAAGGUAAGACAGCUAAAGAAUAAAAGCAGAAAAGCAUGAUCUGAGGAAACCCCAAGUAAAGCUGUUCUAAAGCAUCAGCACCAAGUUUAUCUGCAAAGCAUCAAUGCAAGAGUGCUCUUCUGGGGAUCAAUGCCCUCUGAAUUGGCCGAUUCCAAUCGAAUUGGUGGCAAAUCCAUGAGUGCUCAGUCAGUUUAAACUAAGUCUUAUACCCAUUUGCAGAAUUUUCAGCCUGGCUCAUUCAAUUCAAUUUCUGAUUUUAAUACCACAGGUCAGGACAAGAAAGACUUAGACAUUGACUUAGACAUUUCAGAGGCUCUCCAAGUUAAAACGACCCAAGUCUCCCUGGGCACCAAGAAAGCCCCUUCCCUUCAUAGUUCAUACGCUGUCCCACCAUAAAGGAAUCAAUAAAGAAAUCCAAGUCUCCUUGGGCACCAAGAAAGUCCUUCUCUUCAUACAUAACCCCACGAUAAAGGCAUCAAGAAAUCAACGUCUCCUUUCCUUGGCCACCAAGUGAGCCCUUCCCUUCAUAUACACCCCCAUUGUUCUACCAACUCCUCAAGCAAUAACCAGAAUUGGCACCAAGAAGAGACCCAAGCCUUCACAUACACCUCCAUUGUUAUACCUACUCCUGGGAUAACAAUCCAGCAUUGGCAAUGGAUUCUCUAAUGGUACUUCUUGGCCCACCUGAAAUUCAUGAUUUGUCCGAAGAGUGCUUGGGUGGCAACACCGCCGCCGCCGGAAGCAAAACAGACCAAACUGCCGUUGACCCCUUCAUGAACCUCCUCACAAGCCAAUUCAACAAAACCAAGCUGAAGGCAGUCAGCCAGACUCGAACUGCGGGCCUUACUGAGAACUUCUCCCCAACUUUUCUUUCUAGCGGCAAUCCCUGCUUGGAUUUCUUCUUCCAUGUGGUGCCAGACACACCUAGUGAAAGAUUGAUUCAGCUACUUGAAUCUGCGUGGGUUCAUGAUCCCACCACCACUCUGAAGCUUGUCUGCCAACUGAGGGGGGUGAGGGAGAAAGGGAAAUCAGACAAAGAAGGAUUCUAUACUGCUGCUCUGUGGCUUCAUGGCCACCAUCCCAAGACCCUGGCAGGCAAUAUCCGCGGCCUCUCUGCAGCAGGUUACCUCAAAGAUUUGCCUGAGAUACUUUUCCGGCUACUCAAAGGGCCAGACGUCCGCAGAAUUGCAAAGCAAGAACGCAUUAAGAGGCCAUUCCGGAAACGCAUUUUGUUAAGGAGAAAGAGAAAAAGUCUGAGGAUAAACAGGAAGGCGAAGCCCCGAGAGCAGAGAAUCGAUGAAGAGAAGGAGAGAUGUAGACUUGAAAAAGAACAUGCUGCAGAACUCCGCAGGAAGAAGACGGCAAAUAUGGCGUUGAAAGCUAUAGCAAGGUACAACAACGAUCAAGAUUUUCGCUUUCUGUAUGAUGAGAUCGCGAAGCUGUUUGCAGAACUGUUGGCUUCGGAUCUAGCAAUAGUAGGUUCAGGUAGAAAAAAUCCACACCUGAGCUUAGCUGCCAAAUGGUGUCCCUCAUUGAAUUCUUCAUAUGAUCGGUCUCUGCUGCUCUGUGAAGCAGUUGGGAAACGGCUCUUUCCUCGGGAAUCCCAUCCAGAAUACGCUGACGUAGAGGAGAGGCACUACUCUUAUAGAGUAAGAGACCGUCUUCGCAAACAAGCCCUUGUCCCAUUGCGGAGAAUUAUGCAGCUGCCUGAAGUUUACAUGAGUGCCAACCAGUGGGAUGCCCUACCAUACAAUCGUGUUGCUUCUGUUGCCAUGAAAAACUACAAGAGGCUCUUCCAGAAACACGAUGGAGAUCGUUUCGCAGAAUAUCUCCGAGAUGUAAAGAUGGGGAAAUGCAAGAUUGCAUCAGGAGCAUUGCUUCCCCAUGAGAUUCUAAAAGCAGCAAUAACAGCAGCAACUAAUGGUGGCACUGAUGAAGUAGCAGAACUCCAGUGGCGAGGGAUUGUAGAAGAAAUGCAGAAAAAGCAGAAACUGACAAACAGUCUGGCCAUCUGCGAUGUGUCUGGGAGCAUGGCCGGGACACCAAUUGAGGUCAGCAUUGCACUUGGCCUCCUGGUUUCUGAACUCAGUUCAAAGCCAUGGAACGGGCAUUUACUUACCUUCAGCGAGAAUCCACAGCUUCAUGAGAUUGAGGGUGGCACACUGGCCGAAAAGUACCAGUUUGUAGAGAACAUGCAAUGGGGAAUGAAUACAGAUUUUCAGAAGGUAUUCGACUUGAUCCUGAAGAUAGCCGUGGAUGGAACCCUAACACAAGAUCAAAUGAUCAAGCGCGUAUUUGUUUUUAGUGACAUGGAGUUCGAUGAAGCAUCGGCAAAUCCCUGGGAAACCGAUUACAUGGCAAUAGUGAGAAAGUUCAGGAAGUGUGGGUACGAGAAGCCACCAGAGAUUGUCUUCUGGAACCUUCGUGAUUCUAUUGCCACACCUGUGCAGGACACAGAGAAGGGGGUGGCGCUUGUUAGUGGAUUUUCAAAGAACUUGUUGAAGAUCUUCAUGGAAAAUAGUGGUGAGAUAAGUCCUGUGGACAUAAUGGAAGCGGCUAUAUCUGGGAAGGAAUAUGAAAUGCUGGCAGUCAUCGACUGAGUUUUACUUAUUUUUCAAUGUUACCGCUGUUGCUUUCAAAAAGAAAAGAAAAAAAAAAAAUAGAACGUUUGCAGAAUAAACUAUUGUUGAUAAUCGCAAGAAUGCUUCCCAUAUGAGGCAGACAUAACUUGGUGCUAAAGAAGAGAAAAAGGCACAUGACAAGACUUCCAGAUGAGUAAAUAUGUCAUAGGAAGCAAAUGUAGAGAAACACGAAGCCCUCGCAAUGACAACCACCAACCCACUCUAAACAAAGGCAUUUGCAAGUAGAAAAAUAGAGGAAAGCAUACACAAAUCUCUGCAGUUUAUCGAUUUGCAGCAGUUCAUUGCU